AUCCGCGAAGACAGACGAAAAAGAAAAUGGCGGAUAAAACCGGAGAGAUUGACUUGGUCAACCGAGACCCCAACGGACUGAACAGUCAUCUAGGGACGUUGCUCUUCAAUGACGUCAUCGGAGAACCAGAUGGUACUCACAGUAUUGACUGUUGCUUCAAACUCUCUAACACCUGCUUCGAACUCUGGAAAGGACUUUGUUAUAAAAUAAUGACGUUUUGCUGUGGUUGCUGUAUCGCCAUGGAGUGGGGUUGCGAGUUUGCGUACAUCGCUUUUGUCCAUAUUUGGAUGCUUACCCCAUGUUUCAAAGUUAUUGAGAUUAACUGCGGAGUUUGUCAGCGAAUGUACACGAUGUGUAUCAACUGCUGUUGUACACCGUGUUAUGAGUCUAUUGGUGGAAUAUUCCAUCAUUUUAAAAGAACUUGAUUAAUUGUUUAAUUCGCCCAGUCACGAUGUGUGUAACUAUGAAGAAGUAACAAUCUAGUCUAGCUGCUAUUUUCCUCGAACGUUCGUGCUCAUGGCUGUGAUUAAUAAGAAGUGACACUUUUUGUAUGUUUUGUUAUGAAAUAAUUUAAAUUGCGCAAAUACAACUUUGUUGAAUGUCA
Saccostrea cuccullata (small rock oyster) is the source of this 604-nucleotide messenger RNA. Its product is annotated as caveolin-1-like. The coding region runs from base 27 to 425 and encodes 132 amino acids. Gene Ontology annotation, biological process: caveola assembly. The record is from RefSeq and is a predicted model, not a curated record. The transcript has 2 exons. Gene Ontology annotation, cellular component: caveola; plasma membrane. Gene Ontology annotation, molecular function: molecular adaptor activity. NCBI's taxonomy places the organism in Eukaryota, Metazoa, Mollusca, Bivalvia, Ostreida, Ostreidae.